AGACUGCGACGUCUGCACGCAUGCGCAUCAUGAUCCUUUACCAAAUGGAGGCUGUUUGAAAUGUUUACUGUGUCAAGUUGAAAACAUGCAAUGAUAUUGCAUUUUUACUAAUUCCCAGGGAGGUUCUGUGUAGAGAGCGGUCACAAUGGACAAGGAAACAGAAAGAUCUCCAUCCCCAACAGGAAAACUGUCUCCUGAAAUGGACCGAAACCCAUCACCACCACCACGAGACUCAGCUGAUGGAGAGGAGGGAGAUGGUGAAGAUUUGGAUGCCAUUGGGGAAACAGUUUAUAGCAAGCACUGGCUUUUCAGUACCCUGACGCGUCUCAUCAAUAUGGUCACAGAGCAUCUGGAGGGGGGCUCUGAAGGUGAGAUGCAGCUCCCUGAUGAUGAUGAGGAAGAUCUGUGUCGAGUCUGGGAUAUGGCCAUGGAUAAGGAUGUGGCUGGUUUUCUGCAGGAAUUCAAAGCUACAGACAUCCUCCUGGGAGUGAUUGCCAAAUCUCGCUGUCCACGUCUCACAGAAAUUUGUGUAGGGAUCCUUGGGAAUAUUGCCUGCUUUCCUGAAACUUGUCUGACCCUCAGCCAAAAUGAAGACCUAGGGGCUGUGCUGUUGCUUCUUCUUGGAGAUACAGAUCCUCCUACCAUACUGGAAACAAGCAGGUUACUGCUGACCUGUGUGUCUCAGAAAGAUGUCUGUUCCCUGUGGCUUCAGCGAAUACGACAGCAGACGUCUGUGUUUUCCAACCUCUGCUUUAUCAUGUGCAGCUCCACCAACACUGACCUGCUUGAGAAGGUUGGAGAGCUGAUUGACAAACUCUUUGACCUUGACGAAGAACUGAUGAAGAGUUGGAUCACCGCCCAACACAGUGAGGAGAAAGAGGAGGAGGAUGGUGGUGAAAAACGUCUGGAUAUGCCUUCAUGUCUCCUUGAGGCAGCCAAGCAGCUCAGAUCAGACAGUCCGACUGGCUUAGAGGUUUACCUUCAUGCCUUCCAACUCCUCACCACCAUAGACGAGGAUGUUCAGACUUUUGCUGCUCCUGACGGACCUGGGAAAGCAGUGUGGGAUUUUGUCAGUGACGUUGUAUGUGAGGACCUCUGCCAGCCAGAUGAUCUGCCAGUCGUCUUGCAUGAGCAGAAGAGUGUUUUGGUUCAGGCGUUUGCUGUACUGCAGGCACUUUACGGAUGCCAGGAUCAGUGGCGCAACAGAAGUGAUGCAAGUCUUCCCCUUAUUGGAACAGUUCUGCGGGUUCUUCAGUACCACAGUGAGAGCAAAACUAAUGACACCAAUACAGAAGACACAAAAGAUGAACAGCUCCAGACUCUGGUAGAGAUCACAACUGAGUUUCUAGCUGACAUCUGCACACAGAUUCCAAAGGAAACUGUUGCAGAUUUGAUAAAGGAAGGUUAUCUUACAGAGAAGACUUCUCUCACAGCUGCACAUAGUUUGGUUCCCAACUACAAGGCUGCACAAAAACAACAACAACAACAACAGUGCUUUCCAACCUGCAGUUCUUACUACAGGUGUGUCUGAUGGUCAAGAUAGACCGGGACAAAAUCAGGUCAACCCUGACAUUUUCAGCACCUGCAGUCCAUGCUGUCAGAGACUGAUCCCCGACUGGCAGACAUAGUGAGGAAACAGCUUCCUGUGUGAGGUACUCGACGAGUGUUCACCUCUCAUCCAGAGGCUCACCUCGGCUUUUUAUAGUCACGGUUAUUUCCCUUUCAAGGAUCGUGCCUCAAGUCAUGCUGUUUGGAUUUCCAUCGGAAAGACUCAACAAGGAUGUCACACAAUUACAAACUGUAGAUGAUGCGACAAAGGCUAGAUAUUUUUCUUUGUUAUGUGAAUGUUAUUUUUGUAUUAAAUGAUUUGACUUUUAUAAAA
Notolabrus celidotus (New Zealand spotty) is the source of this 1882-nucleotide messenger RNA. RefSeq names its product serum amyloid A-like 1 (gene saal1). The record is from RefSeq and is a predicted model, not a curated record. The transcript is spliced from 14 exons. Bases 146 to 1531 code for a protein of 461 amino acids. Lineage: Eukaryota; Metazoa; Chordata; Actinopteri; Labriformes; Labridae.